UUGGAACUGUCCGGCGCCGCUCUCCUCACGCGACUCCUCAACCACGUUCACUCUUCCUUGAAGCCUGUAAUCGACAUCACGGGCGUCUACGCAUGGUCGGACAGUGAGAUCGUACUUUGUUGGCUCCGAGCUGCACCUCACAAUCUCGAGAUCUUUGUGGCGAACCGCGUUUCUCAAAUCCAGAGUUCUGAGACUUCUCUCAACUGGCGACAUGUCCCAGGGGAGUUAAAUCCCGCGGACUGCGAUUCCCGCGGCUGUGAGGCCCCAUCGCUGGUUGACCACCCACUGUGGUGGGGUCCCGAUUGGUUAUCUGGGUCUCAGUCAUUUUGGCCCCGGGGCAAUUACUCCGAACCUACCGAAUUGCCGGGCCUACGAGCCCGAGUCGGAGUGGGCAAGGAUAAGCCCACUCGGGAUCUCUCUCUUCUGGAACGGUACAGCUCCCUCGAUAAGCUCUUGGGAGUUACUGCUUGGUUGCGCCGCUUUGUCCGCAAUUCGAGAUACCCAUCCCACCGACUCUCUGAUAGCGUUUUGUCCCCUAGCGAGCGCCGGGAAGCUUUGAUGCACUGGACCCGUAUGGUCCAAACGGAGCAAUUUGAGCCCGUCAUUGAAAACUUGAAGCGUGGCUCCGUUAUCAAAGGCGCCCUGGCCCGCCUGAACCUCUUUCUGGAUAACGCGGGGAUGCUGCGCGUUGGCGGACGUUUGAAAAAUUCUCAACUGCCGUACGGGGCUCGACACCCGUUGCUGCUCCCGAAGGACGGCGCCCUGGUUCGAUUGCUGGUGGCCCACCACCAUGUUAAAAAUGCCCACGCUGGGUGCAACGCUCUUUCGGCUAUUUUACAGCGGGAGUUUUGGAUUUUGUCUGGCCGACGUCUCUUCCGGAGCGUCAUCUUUAAUUGCAUACCCUGUUAUAAACUGAAGGCCACCAUAUCGCAGCCCCUCAUGGGUGACUUGCCGCCCGACCGCGUCAGGGCCAUCCGACCAUUUGCUGGAGUCGGAACCGACUUUGCUGGCCCCUUCCUCGUUAAGUCCUCUAACAUUCGUAACGCCCGUUCGCAUAAGGCCUAUCUUUGCGUCUUCGUGUGCCUCUCCACUAAAGCCGUUCACUUGGAACUUGUAAGCGCCCUCAGCACGGAAGCCUUCUUGGCCACGCUUGGCCGUUUCGUAUCGCGGCGCGGGUUGCCGGACUUGAUCCGGUCGGAUUGCGGAACGAAUUAUAAGGGCACGGAUAGGUAUCUAAAGGAGGUCGUCGAGUUUCUGUCUAGCCACCGUAGCUAUUUAGGCAAUGCUAUGUCAAAAAGGAGCAUCCAGUGGAAAUUCGACCCUCCGGCGUGUCCUCACUGGGGCGGUAUUUUCGAGGCGGUGGUUAAAGUGGCAAAAACGCAUCUCCGUCGCGUUAUUGGUGAAGCUAUUUUGACAUUUGAGGAGCUCGCCACUGUAUUCUGUAAAAUUGAGGCGGUACUCAACUCUCGGCCCCUCUGCCCCCUCUCCUCCGACCCGAAUGAUUUGGAGGUUCUAACCCCUGGACACUUCCUGAUUGGCCAGCCUCUUAACGCUCUGCCCGAGUACCCCUUCAGGGAAACGAGCGCUUCACGGCUUAGCAGGUUUGCCCUGCUGCAACAGAUGACUCAAAGCUUUUGGCGCCGAUGGUCCCUGGAGUACCUACAUCUUUUGCAGCAGCGCGUUAAGUGGUCUGACAGGACGGAGCCUCCUCGGGUGGGAGACCUCGUGUUGAUUAAGGAACCAAACGCUCUACCUUUGUAUUGGCGCCGUGGGCGCAUUGUUAAAUUGUCGUAUGGAGCAGAUGGGGUACCUAGGGUGGCCGAGGUUUUAGUCGGAGAUUCGGUCUUGCAACGUGCCGUCGCGACCUUGUCUCGUUUGCCAAUCUACUCGCGGACCUAA
Messenger RNA from Parnassius mnemosyne (clouded apollo), 1899 nucleotides. Lineage: Eukaryota; Metazoa; Arthropoda; Insecta; Lepidoptera; Papilionidae. The record is from the annotation of a GenBank genome assembly.